AUGGGCUUGGUCAACGCUAAGAACAACGUGCCUCAGCACCAGCGCUUCUACCAGCAAGCUUACAAGGCUCAUACUCGUCUUUGGAUGAUUAACAGCCGAAGCCGCUGGUACAUGACUCCUUACCUCAUUGUUCUCUGGGGCACCUUUGGAGCGACCCUGUACGCAGCCGGUCGCAAGGUCACCGGUCACAACACUUGGUUCGGCAAGGAUUAA
Molecule: messenger RNA, 213 nt
Organism: Cordyceps fumosorosea ARSEF 2679
Lineage: Eukaryota; Fungi; Ascomycota; Sordariomycetes; Hypocreales; Cordycipitaceae
Exons: 4
Coding region: 1-213 (70 amino acids)
Source: RefSeq, a predicted model, not a curated record